Molecule: messenger RNA, 4871 nt
Organism: Xenopus laevis (African clawed frog)
Lineage: Eukaryota; Metazoa; Chordata; Amphibia; Anura; Pipidae
Gene: nlrp3l.L
Product: NLR family CARD domain-containing protein 3
Exons: 7
Coding region: 267-2912 (881 amino acids)
Source: RefSeq, a predicted model, not a curated record
CGACUAGGAGACCUGGAAGUGUGCCACACAAACUGAGGCUGUGUAUUUGGGAGUCAGUGUGGGUGAGGAGUCUGUAACAGCAAUAAUACUACAGCUCUUCUUUCCUGUCACAGCUGGAAGGGAGGAUCUUUAAUGCCACGCCCAUCACUAUAGCAUGUCAGUGGCGCGGCCAGGAGUCUGGUGGUGGGGACAAUAUUGCCGGAUUACUUGCAGCGGAGCUGAGUGACGUGGUAGAUAGGAAACACGCGUGGAACAAGGCGCUAUACAUGGGUGAGGAAACAGUAAGCUGUGAGGGAGAAGGCACGGCGCUUAUCAACUGGCAAAACAGCAGAGCAUCACCACUUUCAUUUUUGAAAACACAGCGAGGAAAUCUUGUUGAUGAACUUGAAGCUUAUAUUGAUGGCAUUGUCCAACAAGCACUUCGGGAAACACUGAUCUCAAAAGAUGACUAUGAGGAUGUUGUGUACGAAAGGGGCCCCAGAAAGCAAGUAAGAAAAUUGCUAGAUAUAAUUGACUGUCUCGGAGAAGAAAGUGCAGCCCGCUUCUGCUAUCUUUUUAUUCAGCACUCAAAAUUGAAAAAAGAAAGAUCCAAAAGUAAUGCAAAUGAGUAUUUGAAGGGUAUCCAAAAGCACAAAGAUGUUCUUCUGAGGCGGAAUGACUGUUUAAAGUAUUAUAACUGCAGACAUGGAGAGAAAUUUUACUUCUCUGAUCAUUUUGUAAACCUUCUUCUUGUCAAAGGACAUUACAGUCUUGAAAUAAAGAAAAACGAGCUGCUAACAUUUGGUCAACAACGGAUUGGCCUUCAAAGCCAAAAAGAAGAGAGGGUUGAUAUUAAGCUUGAACAGCUCUUCCAAAAGCUAUGCGACAGAAAGAGCCCAAAGAAAAUAUUAGUGAGCGGAGUAGCAGGAAUCGGAAAAACUGUCUUUGUACAGAAAAUUCUUCAUGAUUUUGCAAACACAACAGCAUAUGAAAACUUUGAUUUUGCCGUGAAUUUCACUUUCAGAGACCUUAAUUUCAUAAACAAACCAGUUACUUUGAGAGAACUAAUUCUUAAAAAACAUGGGCAUUUGUCGCAUAUUCUGGAUGAUAUUUUAAACAACACUGAAAAACUUCUGAUGAUCUUGGAUGGGUUUGAUGAAUUUAAAUUUUACAGCCAGUUAGAUUUAGACCAAUACAUAUACGAUCCCAACGAAGAGGCGGAGCUGCCACAUUUGGUGGGCAGUUUAAUCAAAGGAGAACUCCUUCCUGAAGCGACCAUUGUAGUAACCAGCAGACCAACUGUUGUUAACCACAUACCUGUUGAUAGUAUUGAACGGUUUGUUGUAAUUACUGGGUUUUCGGAGAGAGAAAUAGAGGAGUAUUUUCAAAAAUUUUACGGGGACUGUAUAUAUGGAAGUGACAUAUUUGAUUCAGUUAGACAAAACUAUUUCCUAUUCACUUUGUGUUACAUCCCGGCCUUCUGUUGGAUUGUCUGUAGUGUAUUAAAAGGAAGCACCACUCUUCAAAUUGACCAGCCAAAAACUAUGACUGAUAUAUAUUGUCAUUACCUUGUCGUUAUAUUGAAGCACCACACACGGCAGUCUUGUGUUGCGAAUAAAACAUUAUUGGAGGCAGUUCUCAGCUUGGGACGCCUUGCUUAUCAAUCACUGUUACAGCAUCAAACACUUUUCUACGAACAUGAUUUGGAAACAUUUCCUAAUCUACCCUGUGAUAUUAUUAACAGUUUCCUUGAUAAGACAUGUGUCCAGGAGCUAGUGGCUACAGAGAAUAUCCUUUCAUUUACACAUUUUACCAUUCAGGAAUUUUUUGCAGCAUUUUAUUAUGCUCAUGAAGUGGAACUUUCACAUGAUAUUAUGGAUAAUGGAGUACAGUCAAGACUGUUCAUAAGUCCUGGAUACUUGGAUUUAUUUAACAGGUUUCUUUCAGGUUUGCUUUCAGUGAGAAGCCAAAAUGUUCUAUCAAAACAUUUAAAACUGGAUGCAAGUAGGAAAUCCGAAGCUUACAGGUCAUGGUUAACCAAAUCUAUUAUAGAGAACUGUGAAAAUGGAUGUUACAUAUUUAAUCAAUUACAUUGCUUGUUUGAACAGCAGAUGGAUUGUUUGGCCGAAAGAAUAACCCCAGUCACGUUACGCCUUAAUCUAAGUGAUAAUAUAUUCUCGCCUAUAGAUUUUGAUGUGCUGACAUAUUUUUUAAGUCUUGUAAAUAUGGAUAUUGAAGAACUAGACAUGACAGCGACACAAGUGAAUGCGCAAUAUCUGAAGCAGUUGCAGCCGUAUCUGAAUCGAUGCACCAAAUUAUGGUUGGGAGAAAAUAACUUGGAUAAAGAACUGAUAGGAGUUAUUUGCAAACUACUUGAGUCACCAGACUGUCGGAUUAAAGAACUGGGACUUGGCUGGGCACAAUUAGAAGAUGAAGACUUUUUGGAACUCUAUAAAGCUCUUAAAAACAACAAGACUCUGAUACAAUUAUGGGUCGAAGGAAACAACAUCAGUUCCAAAGCCAUUGAGCAGUUCUCCGACAUACCUUUAUUUACAUCAAGUCUGCAACAUGUUAUAUUACUUGGAAAUAGGGUACCAGCACAAAGCCUGUCAGAAUUCAAAGAAAAACCAUACAGGAAUGUCAUUGUAGCUCACAUUGAUGAAAGCUUCGGAAUCGAUUUUUGGCAAGGGUGGUGGGACUGGAUCUUUCAGAGAUGCAAAAUAUGCGGUGAUGAAAAAAUUGUCUCCUUUUUAACUAAAGUAUUUAGUGGACUUAAUGUUUGUAAUGAGAGAAACACCAGCUGGAUGAGAACUUGGUAUACUGAAGUGGACAAUUUAUUGGAGCUGAGAAUUAGAUCCUGCUCUGUAACCAAUAUCAAGAAACGAAUGCAGAGUCUUCAACAGAUGUUUAUUCAGCAGUUAAGCCGCCAUUAAUUAUUGCUUAGAGUUCCUAAAUUGCUUAUGUGUUUUAUCAACACACGGAGCUAAAAAUUCUGUGGAAACUGUCCACUUAAUGCCAAUAUCAAUGGAUGCUAAUACAUUCCUUCUUCAUUAUUCCUUGAAUUUGAAGAUUAAAAAUCCUCGCCUUAUAUUUUUGCAGUCAGCAAUAUUUUAUUCCCUCUAAAUUCAUGAAUAUCAAUGAAAAUAUCUUUGACUUUCUAGUCAGGUCUAUGAAAUUGUGCUGUUUCAUGGUCUAAAAGGAAAAGGGUAUCCCUAUAGGCAAAUGACAGAGAUGCUUGCUUGUGAAUUUGAAUUUAACUAUUUGCCUGGUAGCAUUGGCUUUUAACCAGGAAACAGUGAAAAACAUUCCCAGCUUAUAUUAUCAUUAUUUUUAAUAAUAAUUAUACAGGUACUGUAUGAGAUCUGUUAUCUGGAAAUGUCCAAAUAAGGGAAAGGCUGGCUUCCAUAGACUCCAUUUUAUCCAAAUAAUCCACAUUUUUAAAAAUGAUGCCAUUUUCCUCUGUAAUAAUAAAACAGUACCUUGUACUUGAUCCAAACUAAGAUAUAAUUAAUCCUUAUUGGAGGCAAAACAAGCCUAUUUAAUGUUUUAACGAAUUUCUAGUAGACUAGAGGCACAAAGAUCUAACUUACGGAAAACUUUUAUACAGAAAACCCCAGGUCCCAAUCAUUCUGAAUAACAGAUCCCAUGCCUUUACUGUAAGCUCUGUAUGUACGAUCUGUAUUUCGUUGUACAUAGCAAAUCUUUAUUUAUUGAUACCCAGAACUGGUUGUUUUGUAGUUUUGUAUACUCUGCACAGUAAACAGAUAUUAAAUGCCUAGAUUUACAGUAAACUGGCAGUGUGUGAUAUACUGAAAGAUGUUAAUUUAUUGUAUGAUUCAAGAGGGCAAUUCCUAGGCAAUAUUUCUCCCUAGGCCAAUUUAAUCCUAAAACCAAUUUAGUAUUUACUGCAGAUUUUCCAAUUAUACUGCAACAAUGAAGCAACUUCAUUUUGUAGCGGGUUUAUAAUUCAAAUGUAUUCUUACUAAAAGUUGCAUUACUAUUUGAAAAACUGAUUUAUGUUACCUAUUUAUUUUAUUCUCGGCAGGUUUUAGAAUGGAUACACACGCAAAAUUAACUAGGACCAGUUUUCGUUAUUUUUGGUAUUAUUUUGCAAUUAGUGACCAAGUCCAUUAUAGGAUUAUGGAAAACUAGAACUUUGUCUUAUAAUGGUAUUAAAAAAGAGUCAAAAACAUUUUUUUGCUUACUUACAUAUUUCUUACAUUUUCGUUUUCAUCUAGCAUUUUCAGAGUGGGGGUUGUGUAAAUUCUGGAGUGUGUUCAAAACCAUGUUUGAAUAUAUUUCACUGCGCACAAAUCUGGUGCACCUAUGGAUGCAAACUGCUGUGGGAACUUUGGUGCAACCACCAGGUGGCUGUAGCUCCAGGGUUCCCCAGUGCUAAUAGUCACAGUUACCUACUAUUCAUCUGAAGAGUCAGCAUGGAAACAUUAGCCACCAUGUGGAAGUGCAAGUAAAAGCAGUCCAGCUCCUAUAGAUUUCAAUGGAGCAGUGCUGAUCUCAUCGUUCCAUUUUUAAUCCAUUCUGACUUUAAGAGGUUAUCAGAUUUUUUUCCUGCUAGUAAGUGCCUGAAAAACUUGAAAUUUUGAGGUUUUUAAGAGUUUAUCGUAUCUUUUUGUGGAUUGUUCAGCAUUUUUUUCAUGGCAUUUGUAGUUUUAGAGAAAUUGUGGUUUGAAAAACCUCCAAAAUUUGAGUUUUGAUAAGUGGUUCUCUUUGUGUAUCCAUAAACAUGAUUAACUUCUUUUCUGUUUUAACUCCAUUAUUAUCUCAGAACGCCUAGAGGUAUAUUUUCUAACAUUCGGAUUUCUUUUUUUUCAGAAAUCAUAUUUUUUUUUAAGUUUCUUUUAAUAACUCUAAAAAAGGGGGUUAUUUAUCAA